This is a messenger RNA of Phanerochaete carnosa HHB-10118-sp, 1542 nucleotides long. RefSeq lists its product as uncharacterized. The transcript has 4 exons. Bases 1 to 1542 code for a protein of 513 amino acids. NCBI's taxonomy places the organism in Eukaryota, Fungi, Basidiomycota, Agaricomycetes, Polyporales, Phanerochaetaceae. The record is from RefSeq and is a predicted model, not a curated record.
AUGGACGAGCAAGAAAGCCAAUUUCUGGACGAGCUCGAGGCGUUUUUGCGCCGGUCAGAGAUUGGGUUCUUGUUCUCGCUUCACCCAAAUACCACGGUCACGCCAGGUUUUACACCGCCCGAGCCCUGGUUAUCAUGGUGGGGCUGGGCCGGCGAACCGACCCCGAAUGCAGAGCCAAAAUGGCGGCUACUCUGGCGGUACUAUGCCCAGGAUACACCUGUGGACGAAGGCGAUUUCGUGCACAUCCCCGCUUUGUUGCGCGAAUACUUGCGCCAUGCACGCGGACUGCAGCUCAAUCGCAGCCAAGGAGCAGAAGCUACGAUUCCAAAGCGGGAGCGGCGAGAUGGCUACACUCCCACAACCAAGGUCUUUCCCAGAAACGUGAAUCUACACGGCAUGUCGCCCAAAAAGACACACGAAGUGCAGUACAUGUCCAAGUACGCCGCUAACGUACUGUCUGACCUAGCGGCUCAUGGAACGAUCGUCCGCCAUGCAGUUGACGUUGGUGCGGGACAGGCUUACUUGUCCCGAGCCCUCCGCGACGACUGUAAUAUCAGUGUACUGGCCGUAGAUUGGAGCUCUGUACAAGAGGAGGGCGCGGCACGACGCGAACAGGACGCAAAACGGGCACAAGGGAAGAGGAAGAAGGUCGAAGGAGAGAACGGCCAGGCCAGCUCUGUAUCCUUGGACGACACAACCACAAGGCUGGCGUACAAAAAGAUCGUCAUUACAGCAGAUUCCCUGGUCACAGUCACUAAGGAGUGGACUACGAAACAAUCACAGCGGGAUUUCGCGCAUACAUCGACUGAAGACAGCGCUAGCAACACUCCGGUUAUCCUUGUAGCUUUGCACGCCUGUGGAUCCUUGACUUUGGAUGUCUUGCGAGCCUUUGUGCGCCAACUGCGAGCGGCGCAAGAAGGGGAAAUCUCGUGGAGACCUGCCGCCGGGCUGGUCGUGGGCUGCUGCUACAAUCUGCUUAGGCAGGAAGGUAAGCUAAAUCCGCUAAUCCUUUUGACAACCGGCAAUCUGAUCGUGAGCUUUGCGGAGAGUCACCUCCAGCUUGCUGCACAAAUGCCGCUGCAAUGGGGCCGGACCGACGCUGCGCUCGAUGACGCUUCUCUUGCUGUCCGAAAAAUUGCGUGGAGGGCACUACUAUCUGGCAUCUUGUCUCAAAACCUCGAAGAGCAACCAUUUUUGAGCGGAAGAACUCGAGAGUUGAGGCGAUUGGGAAGAUUGAGUGACUCUGCAUACCGAGGCUGGGAAGGCUUCCUUACCAUUGCCCAGGAGAAGCUCGGCGUCGAAAUGGCUGGGGUUGCUAGGGACGGUGUCAUGGAGAGUCGCCUGGAGGUUUUCCACUUACUUCGAUGUGUCUUGGGGCCUGUCGUCGAGAGUUUCAUCCUGCUAGACCGCAAGCUAUGGUUGCAGGAGCAACUUGCGAGUCUCGGGAUGUGUUGGCAGGUCCGCCUCGUGAAUUUAUUCGAUCAGAGUUCGGGUAGUGCUCGCAACGUGGGGAUUGUCGUCGUACCUCGUUCGUCUCGGUAG